AUGAAUCAACCAUGUCAACAUCUUCUCGAGAAUAAUAUCAGAUCCACCGAAAUGUCUACCUAUAUCCGACCCCGACGUCCUGUGAACCAAAAAGCAACGUUUCAUCAAUUCGCAAAGCUAGCCCCUGAACUACAAAACAUGAUUUUCAAAGAAGCUCUUCCCGAAGGCCGAAUCAUCUCUCUCAAGGCCGUCGAGAUUCUCGUCGAUGAACCUGAUAAAUGGACUCGGGAAUGGUACGCAGGAGAGAAGUACGGGGGCAAAUACAAAAGUGCAAAGCUCGUUGUAAAGACCACUUUACCGGCACUUCUACAUGUUAACAUUAUGGCGAGAGAAGUUGCGUGCAAGGAAUAUGGACUCGAAUUCGCACAUUGUUUGAGGAAUCCGAUAUACUUUAAUUGGGAAAAGGACACGCUAUACAUACAAUCUGAUCGUGCGGUCAAACUGUUCCAAGGGAGUUUACAAAUGUUGAAGAGUUUCCAAAUUCCGUUAUCUCGAGGUCUCGACAUUGCUAAGAUGGAGGAAAAGCUCAAGUUUUUGAUGCUAGGAGAACCUUGUCUAUUCAAAAGCACUACGGAGAUGAUUUCCCGCUUGAGGAAUUUGAAGAGAUUGGAGCUGAAGGAGGGAUGUUUUAGAUGGGAUCAGAAGAUCAAGAUUCUGAAUACGAGGUGGAAGGAGAGAUGGGGAGAAAACUUUAUGUACAAAUGUGUGGAGUUGGGGAACAAGGAGAUGGGGUGGAGAGUGGAGGAUAAGAGGGAUGGGUAUGAGGUUUAUGUUAAGCCGAGACGUUCAGAGAGGAUAAGAGAGUUGGAGGCUAACAGGAGUCUGGAUGAUCAUGAAGGGGAUGAGCGAGCGGGGAGGUGA
Botrytis sinoallii is the source of this 861-nucleotide messenger RNA. RefSeq lists its product as uncharacterized. The record is from RefSeq and is a predicted model, not a curated record. Bases 1 to 861 code for a protein of 286 amino acids. The transcript has a single exon. NCBI's taxonomy places the organism in Eukaryota, Fungi, Ascomycota, Leotiomycetes, Helotiales, Sclerotiniaceae.